AGAGAAGUGUUUAAAACGCAGAUUAUUCCCAGGGCAUGGGUGUAAUGCAUUUUGACUUGAGUUAUUGGUUUUAUCCAGCGCGCUGUCUUGUCGUCUGCACCAUAGCGAACUCAUAAACGCUGUACUGUUGACUACUACGGUGUAUUUAUUCCACAUCUGACAAAGAUCUAACCCUUCGAAGAGAUUCAAACUCUUUUUUUUAAUCAACGGAAGCCUACAGCAACUAGCGUUUUGGAACUCUGUGGAGACGCCAUUGGCAAUGACAUCGCUCCCGUGCGCUCUGUGCAUAAUAUGGAUAUGUCUGAUCUGUCAUUCGACGGGAACGGGAUUUAUUUACCAGUUUCCCGGAGUGACUGGUCAAAGCGUCAACUCGGAGCAGAGCGCGACCACAGGUUCACCAGGCAGCGGAUCAAACAUUCACUUCAGGAACUGGUGCCAGUACACUGUGUUGAGGACAGUGAAGUGCCAGGUGCACAAUGGGACAGAGACCAUGGUACAAAGAGUGUUUCAAGGCUGCCGCUGGCCAGGACCCUGCUCUAAACUCAUCAGCUACAGGACCGUGGUCAGGCCGUCGUACAAGGUGGCCUAUCGGCAGGUCACAGCUCGGGAGUGGAGGUGCUGUCCUGGGUUUGUAGGUGAUGAAUGUGGAGAAGAGUGUAUGAACUGCACUGGCUUCACUGACAUAAACAACCGGCUGAACUUCAUCGAAUCCAAGAUUAAACUGCUAGAGGGAGCAGGUUCACCAUCACCGUCCUUCAACAACUCAACAGAGGGCUCCAGUGACAAAGUCAUGUACCCCCCCACCCCCAUCGGCCCUCCAUCUUACCUGCACCCAGGAGGAAGAGGACCACCAGGGCCAAUCGGAUCACCAGGAAUUCCAGGCCCAGCUGGCGAGGCAGGGGUUCCAGGACAGACCGGCCCCACAGGGCCAAUGGGAGAGAGAGGAAGACCAGGAGAGAUCGGACAUCCAGGCCCUCCAGGGCCAACCUCCUCCUCUACCCGGCCGAGAGGUGACAUGUUUGGGUUCGACGAGCAGGAGGAGACCCGUCUUACUCCAACUCUUCCUGAGUUGGUAGCUGGCCCUCCUGGCCCAUCUGGCCCCCUAGGACCUCCAGGUCCCCCUGGACCAAUCGGAUCAGCAGGAGUUCCAGGUCUCCCAGGGCGAGAUGCAGAGGGAGGUCCCCAAGGCAAGGCUGGGAAUCCCGGUCCUAAAGGAGACGCAGGGGAGAGGGGUCCUCCAGGAUUGCCAGGGGAGCACGGCCAGCCUGGGCAGUCUGGGCAGAAGGGGGAGCCAGGAGAGGGUUUGCCUGAGGGGGAAGCUGAAGGAUUGCAGCAGCUGAGGGAAGCUCUCAAGAUCCUGGCAGAGAGAGUUCUGAUUCUGGAACACAUGAUUGGCAUCCACGAGAGUCCAGUGGAGUCAGGCUCUGGACUGGAAGGCCUACCAGACUCCUUUUCCUUCCCCGCCAUCAAGACCAGACUGGCCGAGUCCACCAUCAAGACCAGGCGACUCCAGCCCCUCCAACUCUCCUCCCGUCCAUCCUCAAGGAAGCACUCUGGUGGCCAGACGGAGACCAUGUAUUUUUUAAGACACCAAUGAGUGUUUAGUGUGUGUGUGUGUGUGUGUGUGUGUGUGUGUGUGUGUGUGUGUGUGUGUGUGUGUGUGUGUGUGUGUGUGUGUGUGUGUGUGUGUGUGUGUGUGUGUGUGUGUGUGUGUGUGUGUGUGUGUGUGUGUGUGUGUGUGUCUGAUAGAAAAGGUGUAGUAUCAAAAAG
Messenger RNA from Oncorhynchus keta (chum salmon), 1770 nucleotides. Its product is annotated as collagen alpha-1(XXVI) chain-like. The record is from RefSeq and is a predicted model, not a curated record. Gene Ontology annotation, molecular function: protein binding. The transcript has 14 exons. Bases 260 to 1597 code for a protein of 445 amino acids. Lineage: Eukaryota; Metazoa; Chordata; Actinopteri; Salmoniformes; Salmonidae.